This is a messenger RNA of Vitis riparia (riverbank grape), 2099 nucleotides long. RefSeq names its product probable 2-oxoglutarate-dependent dioxygenase ANS. Lineage: Eukaryota; Viridiplantae; Streptophyta; Magnoliopsida; Vitales; Vitaceae. The record is from RefSeq and is a predicted model, not a curated record. The transcript has 3 exons. The coding region runs from base 363 to 1430 and encodes 355 amino acids.
UUAUGAGACAACAGUUGAUAUUUUAAUAGCUACAAGUAAAUAUUACGCUGCCCUCUUCACACUCAUAUUUUGCUUGUCAUUUCAAACACAACUUACAAAACAAGGAUCGGUUGAAAAAGGCUGUUGGGGUUUGACAAAAUCUCCCUUUUUGUUUCCUGUAAGGAAGGUAUUGGGCGUACCAUUACCUCAAGAAUUUAGGCUUGGGUGGAGCUGGCCCAAUGGUCAGGGCACGGGUGAGGCCGUAUAUAUUGCCGAUAGACGAUUGAGGACUGAGUUGAGAGUUGAGAGUCGAGACAUCCUACUAAGGUCUCUUCUCCCUCCCAUUCCAUUCCAUAGGAGAUUCAGUAUUGAGUAUUGAAAGAAUGGAGGUGGUAGUGGGGGAGCCCACCAGAGUUCAAACCCUAGCCGAAAAGAAUCCAACACAGGUGCCACCUGAAUACAUACAGGCGCCAGAGAAUCGACCCCAAAUCAAAAUCCCCACAACUGAGGAUGAUACUUCUUCCACAGUUCCUGUCAUCGAUCUCUUCGGAUUCGACCCGGAUCACUGGGGCGACGUUCGUCGUGAACUGGGGCAAGCUUGCAAAGAGUGGGGUGCGUUUCAAGUGACCAAUCAUGGAGUUCCAAUCCACUUGCUACACCGCAUGAGGAGCGUAGGCCUUUCCUUUUUCAAAGACAGCCCCAUGUCGCACAAACUCAGUUACGCCUGCCCUCCGGGUUCUGCUGCGUCCGAAGGCUAUGGCAGCCGAAUGCUGGUCAGUACUUCAAACGACACCGUUUUGGAUUGGAGGGAUUACUUUGAUCAUCACACCUUGCCUCUUUCUCGUCGCAACCCCUCUCGCUGGCCAGAUUUUCCUCCUAAUUACAGAGAAGUUGUGGUCGAGUACAGCGAUUGUAUGAAAGCUCUUGCUCAAAAGCUUCUGGCAUUCAUGUCGGAGAGUCUAGGCUUGCCAUCUUCAUGUAUCCAAGAUGCUGUAGGCGAUUUUUAUCAGAAUAUAACAGUUAGUUAUUACCCACCCUGCCCUCAGCCGGAACUCACCCUUGGUUUGCAAUCCCAUUCUGACAUGGGUGCCAUCACACUCCUGAUCCAAGAUGAUGUUGAUGGUCUCCAGGUCUUGAAAGAUGGUGAAUGGGUGAUGGUACAGCCUCUAUCAGAUGCCAUAGUUGUCAUUUUGGCUGACCAAACUGAGAUUAUAACCAAUGGUAAUUAUAGGAGUGCUCAACAUCGGGCUAUAGCUAAUGCCAACAAAGCGCGACUUUCAGUAGCCACAUUUCAUGACCCUGCCAAGACAAUGAAAAUAUCUCCAGCUUCUGCACUUGUGACUGAGUCCUUCCCUCCCCGAUACUGUCAAAUAGUCUAUGGAGAAUAUGUUUCAUCAUGGUACACAAAGGGCCCGGAAGGAAAACGAAAUAUUGACGCACUCAUGCUUUAGUUGGAUAAAAAAUGUUUGUUUGCUUGUUUGUUUGUCUUUUUUCACUUCUUUUUUUCAAUUUUUGGGGCUUUGGCCUUGCAAUAAGAUUUCUCAUCAUCUAUCAUAUUUCUUUGUUUCGUUCUCCCGGUUGCAUUAAAGAUGACUGAUGAUACAGCAGCAACCCUGCUUAGAAAUAGUAACUUUUUUUUUUGAAGGCUUCACCGAAGAAUAAUGCUUCGUGGUGGACUAUCGGAAUCGAGGACAGAAUCCUAGUUUUAGAAAAGGCUUCUAAGACCAGGAGGUGGUCAUGGUGGAGUCCUUGGUCUAUUUCUUGUUUCCUUUCAAGGUGGUUGGUGGUUUACAACAUGGAAGGUUUCUUAGAAGGGGCUAUUCUCGGCACAAUCCAACAUGAGCUUUUCUAUUUGAGAGAGAACAUGUUGGAGUUUGUUCUCCCAUAAAUCAACUGCAAGUAGACUUUUGAUCUGCGGUCCUUUGUGUUUUUCUUUGUUCGAAUUGCCCUAGGUGAUUCCUCGAUCAGUUAAGAGUUUUAUUGUGCAGUCGGCAUAUUGGAUUCUGUGGGUAACAUUUGCACAAGUUGGCUUGGAGGUCAACACUUUUAUGUUCAUCGUAGACAAUUUGGAAAAGUCUUGAACGGACGUCUCUGAUAAUGAAAGAAUUUUUUUAAAGGCA